Messenger RNA from Dissoconium aciculare CBS 342.82, 1456 nucleotides. Its product is annotated as porphobilinogen deaminase. Bases 217 to 1212 code for a protein of 331 amino acids. Gene Ontology annotation, molecular function: hydroxymethylbilane synthase activity. Lineage: Eukaryota; Fungi; Ascomycota; Dothideomycetes; Mycosphaerellales; Dissoconiaceae. Gene Ontology annotation, cellular component: cytoplasm. Gene Ontology annotation, biological process: heme biosynthetic process. The record is from RefSeq and is a predicted model, not a curated record. The transcript is spliced from 2 exons.
GGUCAUGUCGAAUCCAAGAUAGCAGCCAAUGAGAUGUGCUCCGGUGUCAUGGGAGACCUGUCCUUUGCCGCGCUGGCCCAUCGAGUCGCACACCAAUCCUGCGCAAUAUCCACUAUAUUUUUUUAGAUUUGCAUGAUAUCAGCUACUGGAUGUGCAAUCCGAUAUUCUUUCAUCUUCACAUCAGGACAUCCAAAACGCUUAAGUCGACUUGUUGUCAUGGCGGAAACGAGCGGUCUCCCCCCGGUGCGCAUCGGCACUCGACGCUCAAACCUCGCCGUGGUCCAGGCCGAAGGUGUUCGGGCCGGCCUGCAAGCCAUUGCUCCCGAUCGGACCUUUGAAAUAGAUGCCAUCCGUGUCCUCGGAGAUAAGGAUACAGAGACUGCAUUAUAUGCUUUUGGCGCGAAGAGCCUGUGGACGUCGGACCUAGAGAAGAAACUUGUUACCGGGCAACUCGAUGUAGUUGUUCACUGCUUGAAGGAUAUGCCGACGGCUUUACCGGACUCGUGCGAAUUGGCUGUCAUCCCGCUCCGCGACUCUCCUCGCGAUGCUCUGAUUGUGAAAGCCGGCCUGCCCUACACCAGCCUCGAUAGCCUACCACAAGGCGCUGUUGUAGGCACUUCAUCCGUGCGAAGAUCCGCACAACUCAAACGACUCCAUCCUCACCUCAAAUUUGCCAACAUUCGCGGAAACGUCGAGACGCGGCUGGCGAAGCUUGAUGAUCCCAACGGCGAAUUCACGUGCAUGAUCAUGUCUGCCUGCGGCUUCGAGCGCAUAGGUCUGAGUCACCGUCUCACGCAAUACCUGAGCUCCAAAAAUGGCGGGAUCUACCACGCGGUUGGUCAAGGCGCAUUGGCGCUUGAGAUCCGUAAGGGUGAUGCUCAGACACUGGGACUCAUCCAACCUUUAGCGGACCGAAGCUCAACGCUGGUCUGUCUCGCAGAACGUGAACUCAUGCGGAGGCUCGAGGGCGGCUGCAGCGUCCCGAUUGGUGUCGAAAGCGACUGGCUCGACGAGGCGGGCCAUGUCUUGAACUUGCGAGCCAUCGUAGUCAGCCUCGAUGGCUUGCAAGCAGUAGAGGAGUCUUUGAGUGAAAGGGUGUCGGAGGUCGAUGAAGCUGUGGCGCUUGGUCAGAAAUUAGCUGCGAAGUUGGUUGAGGCUGGUGCAGGCAAGAUUUUGGACAAGAUUAAUGCCAAUAGACCGGCGAAGACAUGAUGCUUCGAUCGCUUCUAUUGGCGUGCAUUGAAGGGGACUUUGGAGUGAAGGGGCGGAGGCGGGCGCCUAAUUAGGCGCCCGCUGACAGGCCGCCCAGCGUGCGAAACAAGCAGGCCCAAGAUUGCAAUUUUAAGGUUGGGAUUGAAAUAAACUUCUCGUCAUCAUCUGAAAUGACGAUGCCUAUAAAAUUAUCCACAAUUUAUCUCAAGCAUCGUGCAAAACAAACCAUGGAUGCGGGAGCCGG